CUCUCUCUCCCUCUCUUCCUAUAUAUAGCAUCAAAUGCCUUACUUUGAUACACACAUUUGGAGAAAAUUUACAUUUUUUUGAAAGUCGACACAUAAGAGAAAAAAAAAUGCAUGACCAGAAAGAAAGUUGUAAUAUUCUCAAAGAACCUCGUCUUGUGGUGAGGAAAUUCUUAGCCAGACCACAACAUGAGGGACUUGGGGCCAUUGUUAGAAGGAGCAUAGGAAGGUUUGAGCUGAAAUACUUUGAUCCUUUUCUUGUACUUGAUGAAUUCUCAGUUACUGCUCCAGCUGGAUUUCCUGAUCAUCCACAUAGGGGGUUUGAGACAGUGACCUACAUGUUGCAGGGAUCAUUCACUCAUGAAGAUUUUGAGGGGCACAAAGGGACAAUAGGAGCCGGUGACUUGCAAUGGAUGACUGCAGGAAGAGGUAUUGUUCACUCAGAAAUGCCUGCCGCCCAGGGAACCCAAAAGGGCCUACAGUUGUGGAUCAACCUAUCCUCCAAGCAUAAAAUGAUUGAACCAAGAUAUCAAGAAAUUCUGAGCAAGGAUGUUGCUGAAGCCAUCAAAGAUGGGAUUAAGGUUAGAGUUAUAGCGGGCGAGGCCUUGGGAACUAAAUCACCAAUCUACACUAGGACCCCAACUAUGUACUUGGACUUCACUCUCAAACCAGGGGCUCACCUUCAACAACCAAUACCAAUAUCAUGGAAUGCCUUUAUCUAUGUCUUGGAAGGUGAAGGUAUCUUUGGCAAUACAAAAUCUUCACCCACCGCAGCUCACCACCUUCUUCUGCUAGGAACUGGGGAUGGCUUGGAGGUAUGGAACAAGUCCUCCAAACCUCUCAGAUUCAUUCUAGUUGGGGGUGAACCAUUAGGUGAGCCACUAGUGCAGUUUGGACCCUUUGUGAUGAACACACAAGAAGAGAUUGACCAAACCAUUGAUGAUUUUGAGAAUUACGUUAAUGGAUUUGAGAAAGCCAGGCAUUGGAGAUCAGAAAGCAACCUUAGUCUUGAUUAUUAGCUAUUGUUUUAUUUGGAAUUUAAUUGUUGAUGUCAAAAGUAGGAAAUUAAUAAAAUGUUAUUUCUCAAAAUUAUUUUGUUCAUCCAAAUUUAUGAUUUAUGAACCACCAUAAAUUUGAUGUACUCAUUUCCGUAACAUCAACUCCAUUUGAUCA
Molecule: messenger RNA, 1170 nt
Organism: Quercus robur (English oak)
Lineage: Eukaryota; Viridiplantae; Streptophyta; Magnoliopsida; Fagales; Fagaceae
Product: pirin-like protein
Exons: 6
Coding region: 108-1016 (302 amino acids)
Source: RefSeq, a predicted model, not a curated record